UGUCAAAGCAGAAGAGCUGAGGGGCAACUGACAGCAGCACAGCAUUGCAGUUGCAGUCGACAGUCCAUGCAAGCCUCGCCAUGACUGGGUCUCAGGACAACAUCCGCCUCGCCAUCUCGCUGCGCGAUGGCUCCCUCGAGAAGAGCGUGCUGUUCUCGCUGUCGCAGAUCACGUCGCUGCCUCAAGAUGUCACGACUGUGCCGCGAUCCAGCGACUUGAUGACGGACGCAGAGCUGCAGCUGACCGAGGACUACGAUGCCACGGCGCUGCUGGAGAGGCUGGCGGCGAAGAAGAUCACCGCGGCUGAGCUGCUGGCGGCGUUUCGAAAGCGGGCAACGAUUGCGCAACAGUGUACAAACUGCCUCACUGAGCUCCUCCCCGAAGCCAUCUACGACGCCGAGGCCUGUGACCAGCAUCUCGCCAUGACCGGCCGCCUCAUGGGCCCCCUCCACGGCAUCCCCCUCUCGCUCAAGAACCAGAUCGGCGUCAAAUCGCACCUGACAAACGCCGGCUUCGUCACCUGGAUUAACAACACCAGCAGAGACGAUGCCGCCAUUGUCAAGACCUUCCGCAAGCUGGGCGCUGUUGUCUUUGCGCGCACAAACCAGCCCCAGGCCGGCAUGCACCUAGAGACGUCUAACAACAUCUACGGCACGACGGUGAAUCCCAGAAACCGCCAGUUGACGGCGGGAGGAAGCACGGGCGGCGAGGCGGCGCUGAUGGGCAUGAAUGCGUCGGUGCUGGGCAUUGGAGGCGACAUUGGAGGCUCGAUCCGCGUGCCAGCCGCCUUUAACAACCUCUACGGCUUUGUUCCGACCCCUGGCCGCUUCAGCGGCAUUGGCGUCACCGUCCCAACCCCUGGCCACGACUCCAUCGCCGGCACUCUUGGCCCCUUUGCCCGCUCUCUUCGCGAUAUCGAGCUCUUCUGCAAGGCCUACUCGUCCACCCUCCCCUGGAUCGAAGACGUCUCCCUCAUCCCCGGCAACAUCUUCUCGUCGUCCAUGGGUCGUCAACUGGACGAAACUCGCCCGCUCAAGGUCGGUCUCCUGCUCGACGACGGCGUGGUGUCUCCCCUGCCCCCUGUGCGAGCCGUGCUGCAAAAAGUGGCCGACAAGCUGCGCCAAGCCGUCGACGUCCAGGUCGUGACGUUUUCGCCAAUGGACCACGCUAAGGGCUGGGAAAUCAUUGCCGCAAACUACUUUGAAGACGGCGGCGCUAAUAUCCGCGCCAUCUGCGAAAAAGGAGGCGAGGCCGUGCUGCCCCUGACGGAAUGGAUCAUCAACGAGUGCCAAAAGGGCCGGGCGUCUGUUGCCCCGUCGCCAGAGGGCCUCAAGGAAGCGCGUGACGCCUACCGCCAGGCCUACAGCGACCACUGGAACCAGUUCGACGUCGACGUCGUGCUGGCGCCGAUAUACCCAAGCGUGGCUGGUCCUCACGGAGCUACGCGAUACUGGGGCUACACGGCCAUCUGGAAUCUGUUGCAGUAUCCGGCUGUGGCAAUGCCGGCGGCCAAGCUCGUGGGAGGCGCAAGUGCCGCCGAGCUUAGAGGCGAGUACACGCCCAAGAACGAUUUGGAGAAGCACUACUGGGAGAUUUACAGCGCGGACGACGCCGAGGGACUGCCGAUUGGAAUCCAGGUUGUUGGGAAGCGCUAUCAUGAGAGAAUGGUGCUGCAGGCUUCGCGGGUGAUUGAGAAGGCUUUGCUUGCCAAGUAGAGGAUAAUGGAGGCAGCACUGAUGGCAGUAGCCGCUAUGGAUGUGUAGAUGGAUAUGAUUGAUAUAUUUGCUCAAGGAUAACUACCAGUAGGAUUCAAUGGAAUUACUAACAAUGCGGUAUUCGUUUUCUCUCA
Messenger RNA from Trichoderma atroviride IMI 206040, 1849 nucleotides. RefSeq lists its product as uncharacterized. The record is from RefSeq and is a predicted model, not a curated record. Lineage: Eukaryota; Fungi; Ascomycota; Sordariomycetes; Hypocreales; Hypocreaceae.